This is a messenger RNA of Acyrthosiphon pisum (pea aphid), 2299 nucleotides long. RefSeq names its product regulatory particle non-ATPase 8 (gene Rpn8). The transcript is spliced from 2 exons. NCBI's taxonomy places the organism in Eukaryota, Metazoa, Arthropoda, Insecta, Hemiptera, Aphididae. Gene Ontology annotation, biological process: proteasome-mediated ubiquitin-dependent protein catabolic process. Gene Ontology annotation, molecular function: protein binding; metallopeptidase activity. The coding region runs from base 177 to 1121 and encodes 314 amino acids. Gene Ontology annotation, cellular component: proteasome regulatory particle; proteasome complex. The record is from RefSeq and is a predicted model, not a curated record.
UUCUAUUCAGUAUUCUGCUUGUCAUUUUAUCAAAGAGAACUUGUAAUAAUUUGUAAUUUGUAAUUUGUAUAUUAUGUGGUAGUGUGUACCUUAUAAAAUAUAAAUUUAUUACGAUAUUAUUAAUUUUUAGAAAAUAAAUUCUGAACAGACGUAUACAUUGAAUACUCUAUAAAACAAUGUCGACAAAUGAAUCGCCAAUAGCCAAAGUGGUAGUUCACCCAUUGGUAUUGCUGAGUGUUGUUGAUCAUUUUACUCGGCUCGGAAAGAUCGGCAAUCAAAAGCGGGUAGUAGGUGUAUUACUUGGUUCUUGGCAGCAAAACAAAGUGCUUGACAUUUCUAAUAGUUUUGCACUUCCGUUUGAUGAAGAUGAUAAAGACAAGUCUGUGUGGUUCCUCGAUCAUGACUAUCUUGAAAAUAUGUAUGGUAUGUUCAAGAAAGUAAAUGCCCGUGAAAAAGUUGUUGGUUGGUAUCAUACUGGUCCCAAACUCCACCAAAAUGACAUUGCUGUGAAUGAAUUAGUACGCCAGUACUGUGUAAACAAUACAUCUGUCAUGGUGAUUGUCGAUGUAAAACCCAAAGAUGUUGGUAUACCUACUGAAGCCUACCGGGUUGUGGAGCAAAUUCAUGACGACGGAUCACCACCAUCAAAGACGUUGGAACACAUUGCUAGUGAAAUUGGAGCGGAAGAAGCUGAAGAGGUUGGUGUUGAACAUUUACUUAGAGAUAUUAAAGAUUCGACUAGUGGUUCCUUAAGUCAACGUGUUGCCAACAUAAUAUUUGGUGCUAGAGGUCUUUAUAAACAAAUGGUCGAUAUAAGAGAUUAUUUACAACAAGUUGUUGAUGGAAAAUUACCUGUUAAUCACCAAAUUAUUUAUCAACUGCAAGAAAUAUUUAAUCUGUUGCCAGAUGUAGAAAAGGAUACUUUGGUUGCCGCAAUGCACGUCAAAGUAAACGAUCACAUGCUUGCUGUAUAUUUAGCAACUACUAUCAGGACUAUUAUUGCAUUGCACAACUUAAUCAACAAUAAGAUUGCUAACAGUGAUGAUGAAAAAAAACAGUUAAGGGAACCAGAAGAGAAAAAAGAAGAAGUUGCAAAGAAGAAAGAAAUCAAAGCAAAAUAGGUGGACAAUAUGAUUCAAUUAUAUAAUAUAAUUGUAAAUAAUUAAUCUUUUUAAUAUAUUUUUUUUUUGUUUCAAAUAUUAAAAACACAUCGUAUAACGCAGACAUUUUAUAUUAUUAUAAUUAUUUUGUUUUCAACAGUCUUUGCAUAUUGAUAUAUUUUUCAUUACUAAUUUAAAUCUCCUUGUUUAAUUUUUAUUAUUAUUAAAUAUCUCAGAUUAACUAUACCUACUGAAAUUACUUUAUACCUACCCAAAAGAUAAAUAUAUUUUAUAAAAUAUAUUUUCUUCUACUGAAAUAAUAUAUGUUCAUGAUUUAGUAUAAAAUUAUAUAUGCUUAGAAUGGAUAUUUUCUAAAUGAAGUAAAAUAUAAUAUAAUUCAUAACGAAUAGUUUUAAUGUAACAAAAUAAAACUAAAAUUAUAUUUAUUAGCAUUAUCAUUAGACAACCAAAAAAUUUAAGUGAAAUAAAUAGUACUUACUGAUAUAUUAAUUAGUUUUGUAUAAUUAUAUAGGUAUUUCAAUAAAUGUAACAGUAUAAAAAUUUAAAGUAUUUUAAAAGUAGUUAAAUAAAUUAAGAAGAGUAGGUUACUUCAAGUAUUGUAAACUGAUUAUAAUUUAUCUUCAAUUAAUUUUAUUCAAACCAAUAGUUGUUUGAAUUAAAAAUUUUUUUUAUUUAAAAAUUUAAACAUAAUAGAAAGUGCCUUGUCAACAGUAUUUUCCUGUCAUACUUUUUAUUCACUUAUCACUUGUCAUUUUAUUUGUUAUAUCAUUUUGAUGUAUAGGUAUUCUUUAUAAAUAAAUAAUUAUAAGUGAAUAUUAUGAAAAAUGCAUUCAAAUAUCAAAUACAAAAUAAAACUAUGUUAAUUGAUGUAUAUAAACAAACAAUAUAAAUUAUAAUAUAAUGAUUUGUAUUAUUAGUAUGUAUUAUCAUUUGUAUUGAUUGUUAAAUACAGCAUAUUAAUAUCAAAUAUCUUAACAUUUAUAUGAUAAUACAAUUGUUUAUAAAUAUCUUAGUUUUGAAAAAAAUGUUGUUUGUUAAAAUAAAUUCUUCCAAAUAAAUCCAUGAUUUAUAAAAAUUAUUUAUUUAAUAUUAAUGAGUAAAAUGUUUAAAUGCAACAAAAUUAAAACUUAAUGUUAAACAAAUGUCUUAUUUGAAUAAAAAAAUUACCAAAAAUAAAA